AAAAACAAACUUUCCUUAUCAACUGCUCCGCUACUCCACUCCUACUUCGAGUAGGUUAUUGUUUAUUUUAUUGGGAAUUAUCAUAAAAUAAGAAUUCUGUAUAAAAAUGAAUGGUUUUUCAAAUCCUAUUUAUUCGCGUCGCAAACGAUUUCUACCCGAAUAUCGUGAAUUAUUUGCGGUUCUGUUGAAAAUUCCUGACGAAGAUGUACGAAAUCGUGUUACUGAUGCUAUAAAUGGCAUACAAAAUUGUCCAAAUUGUGUAACAAAAAUAAAACAAGAGUAUCAAGUUCCAAUGGAUGUGGGAACUCAAACAGAAGAUAGUUAUUUACAAACAAUUGUUAUUGUUGAUACGGAAAAAGAUUCGACAAUCAAUAAGACAGACACAAUCAUUAUUGAAAAACGACGUCGGAAAAGGAAAAGAAAUUUUCCGAAAGUCGUUAAAACUGCCCAACAUUCGAGUAAUGUUCCUGUCCUAAAACAGGAUCCAAAUAAAUCGCUCAAGAAUACAGAGGACAAUGAACAACAACAGCAACGUCCCAAGUUAAUGCGAAUGGAUUCAAAUGAUGAUGCUGUUUCGAUGUUUUUUGAGAAUUGGAACUCAAUGGAUUUUAACAUUGAUUUAGAGGAAAAGAGCCUGAGCAAUAAAAACACCCUCGAAAGAGUAAAGUACCAUAUGGCAAUUGAAUGGGAAACCUGUGAAAACAAAAAAAAUGGUUUCUUGCCAAUUCACGAAGCUAUUGUUCAAAACGAGCUUAACAAACUCAGAAGACAAAUCUACGUGUGGAAAUUUCGGAAUCAUAAUCUGAUGGAUCUCACUACAGAAGACGACGAUAAUCUUAUUCAAUUGGCUGUCAAGGAAAAUUGUAUGAAAAGCAUAAUCGAUGAACUUUUAAAAGAAGAUCUUGAUUUUAAUGAAGUCGAUAAUGAUAACAAUAAUAUUAUCCAUUUAGCUGUAUCCCAUCUCUCCAAUGAUGACGAUAUUAAACAACAAAAACAAAUUAUCCAAACACUUGAAUCACUUUUGAAUAAAGUAGAUUUGAAAAUACUUUUACAAAGAAAUGACGAUGGCCUAACUCCAUUGCAUAUAGCUGUAAAAAAGAACGAAUAUCUUAUGGCAGAAAAAAUUCUCAAUGUAAUAGAUAAGAAAUUAGAUAUAAAGAGUGUUGCUGGUCUAGACGAUCCAUUUGCUGAUACUCAGAAGUUUUCGCAAUAUUACUGCAGGCAGUGUGAUAAUUUCGAAGGACGUGGAACUAACGAAUUUAAACAAGAAAUUUUGAAUGCAAUCGAUAUGAAACGCGGAUGUUCGGUUUUAUACUUUGCAAUGGAAUUAGGAUAUGAACAUUUAAUUUAUUUACUGCUGGCCCAUAUGUGCAAUCCAACAACUAAGAAUCUGGCUGGUUCAGAUGCGAAAACAUACUACACAGAGUUAGGAAAGAACGCUAGUAUAGCAGGUAUUUUAGAAAAUCUUAUAACAAUUUUACACAAACAAUAGGAAUUGUAAAUAAAAUUAAUUUAAUACCUAAGAACAA
This is a messenger RNA of Eupeodes corollae, 1529 nucleotides long. RefSeq lists its product as uncharacterized. Gene Ontology annotation, molecular function: protein binding. The record is from RefSeq and is a predicted model, not a curated record. Bases 107 to 1492 code for a protein of 461 amino acids. NCBI's taxonomy places the organism in Eukaryota, Metazoa, Arthropoda, Insecta, Diptera, Syrphidae. The transcript has 5 exons.